UGCGUCGUUACAUUUCCGACACCAAAGGAAGUAUGGACACAUUACGUACUAACGUACAAAACCUUUGACAGCCUGAAUAGCAUAGAAGUGUUUAUAAAUGGUGAAGAGGUGAUGAAGUUUACUUCUAAGGAGUGUUACGAUGGUAAUUUUGACCAGGAUAAUUUUACGGCAAUUUCCAUUGGAGAGGACGAUUCAGGUAGAGGACUUCCUGUGGCAGCUUUUGACGACAUAGUUAUCUGGUACAGAUCUGUAACCAAAGAGGAAAUAAUCGAUAUUUACAGUUACUAUAAAGGUAAUUUGUUUGUCGUAGGCCUCUAAUUUUACUGAAAUUCAAUGGACAUUCGAAAUGGUGUUCUCUUAUGGAGUGCUUUAUAUCACUGUUUAUAUAGAAGUUAAGACGAACUUUUUUCCGAGGAAUUUUUUUAAUACUGGUAUCCCUUCUUCCCUACUGUAGUGGUACCAACUCAACUUGCCUUAUAUCUGCCCUCAGUGAGUCUUGCUUUGUCUUUAACAGCUUAGUAUAUUUUCCGUUAUAUUUUUUCCAAAUUUUUGCAGGUGAUUCUAACUUGCAGCUUCACGUGAGCGUUGGUUUUACCGGUGUCCCCUGGAAAGAAGACAUGCUGGACAGGGAAUCAAAUGCUUUCACGUCUUUCACAGAAAACUUAUCAAAUAAUGUAAGAGUUUCAUGUUGCAUUUUAUUUAUGAGCUACCAUUCGAUCAUAAUAAUAAUACUAAUAAGAAGAAGGAGAAGAAGAAGAAUAACACAGUUCAUACUAUACUACUCAUAUAAGAUGUUUCUUUGUUUCCUUCUGCAGCUUAAAAACAUCGCAAAUGGAAGCGUCAGUGAAGUGGUUGUUCAUAAAUAUUGGUACGUUGGUGGAAACCAUUUGUCAUCAUACUGAAAUCGCUUAAUCCGUGAGAGACGGAUAAGAUAGCAAAGAUACAUGGCAACAUAAGUAAUAUUUCGUGAAGAAAAUUGUGCAAUUUUUAGUCCCUAUAUGCAAUUAAAAAUUUCACUAAUCACGAAUUUUUGGUGUAUUUUUAGGUCAGAAGCAAACGGUUUCAUUGGCUGCGAGUUUACCGUUAAAUUUAUAGAGGCAGGAUACACUGCGGUCGAACCUAUUAUAAACGGGCUGGAAACAAGCUCAUAUCAAGUUCACAAUCUUGAAGCGAAUGACAGUAAGUUC
This is a messenger RNA of Porites evermanni, 1187 nucleotides long. Lineage: Eukaryota; Metazoa; Cnidaria; Anthozoa; Scleractinia; Poritidae. The record is from the annotation of a GenBank genome assembly.